This is a messenger RNA of Canis lupus familiaris (dog), 861 nucleotides long. RefSeq names its product claudin 7 (gene CLDN7). Gene Ontology annotation, molecular function: structural molecule activity. The transcript has 4 exons. Gene Ontology annotation, cellular component: bicellular tight junction; plasma membrane. Gene Ontology annotation, biological process: bicellular tight junction assembly; cell adhesion. Bases 1 to 636 code for a protein of 211 amino acids. Lineage: Eukaryota; Metazoa; Chordata; Mammalia; Carnivora; Canidae. The record is from RefSeq and is a predicted model, not a curated record.
AUGGCCAACUCGGGCCUGCAGCUGCUGGGCUUCGCCCUGGCCCUGGUGGGCUGGGCGGGCCUGGUGGCGAGCACCGCCAUCCCGCAGUGGCAGAUGAGCUCGUACGCGGGCGACAACAUCAUCACGGCCCAGGCCAUGUACAAGGGGCUGUGGAUGGAGUGCGUGACGCAGAGCACCGGCAUGAUGAGCUGCAAAAUGUACGACUCGGUGCUGGCCCUGUCGGCGGCCUUGCAGGCCACCCGUGCCCUGAUGGUGGUGUCCCUGGUGCUGGGAUUCCUGGCCAUGUUUGUGGCCACGAUGGGCAUGAAGUGUACCAACUGUGGGGGAGACGACAAAGUGAAGAAGGCCCGAAUAGCUAUGACCGGAGGCAUCAUUUUCAUUGUGGGAGGUCUUGCUGCCUUGGUAGCCUGCUCCUGGUACGGCCACCAGAUUGUCACGGACUUCUACAACCCCCUGGUCCCCAUGAAUAUUAAGUACGAGUUUGGUCCUGCCAUCUUCAUUGGCUGGGCAGGGUCUGCUCUGGUCAUUCUGGGAGGUGCCCUGCUCUCUUGCUCCUGUCCUGGGAGCGAGAGCAAAGCUGGGUACCGUGCACCCCGCUCCUACCCUAAGCCCAACUCUGCCAAGGAGUACGUGUGAGCUGGGACCCCCCCCCAGCCCCAGCCUGGCAGCCUCUGGUGUGCCCAGGUGCUGAAAUGACCUGGGGGGCAGAGCUCAGCCCAUGGGUGGGGUGUGGAACUGGAGCCUCGCCUCAUCACCCCGCACACCAUGUACAGUUCCCAGGGUGGGGGUGGGGUGGGGUGGGGGAGACAAAAAGGGAGGAUGUGCUUUUUGUACAGUAAUAAAAAAAGUAUGUUUUGGAAA